AUGAAAAAUGUCUCUUGUUUUUUUUGUUGUUGUUUUGUUUCAGAAGAUGCCGUUCUGCUGAAUGUGCCUGUCAUUCGGCAGCUGUACCACUGGGACUGUGGCUUAGCCUGCUCCAGGAUGGUCCUAAAGUACGUCCACCCGGUGAGUGAUGAGGAGUUUCAGAGGGCGUGCUGGGAGCUGAAGCUGACAGAGAGUGUGUGGACCAUUGACCUGGCCUACCUCAUGUGCCACCUCGGAGUGGAACACCGCUUCUGCACGCAGACCCUGGGAGUGGACAAAGGCUUUAAAAAUCAGUCCUUUUAUAAGAAGCAUUUUGACACAGAGGAAGACAGAGUCAACAAGCUCUUCCUAAACGCAGAGAGCAAAGGCGUGGCGGUGCGCAAAUGCUCGGUGACCGUUCAGGAGAUCCAGAGCCACCUGGAGCAGGGCCACGUCGCCAUAGUCCUGGUCAACGCCGUCGUCCUCACCUGCGAGCUCUGCUCCUCGCCCGUCAAGUACUGCUGCUUCCUGCCCGUGGGCCAGAAGUGCUUCUGCAGGAAGCCGGAGUACCAGGGCCAUUUUGUGGUGGUGUGCGGCUUCAACAGGACCACCGGCUCCAUCUUCUACAACAAUCCCGCGUAUUCCGACCGCGUGUGCUGCACCAGCAUCGGUAACUUCGAGGAGGCCCGGCGGAGCUACGGCACAGACGAGGACAUCCUCUUCAUCUUCAAGGAGAGCCGAUGA
Menidia menidia (Atlantic silverside) is the source of this 723-nucleotide messenger RNA. Lineage: Eukaryota; Metazoa; Chordata; Actinopteri; Atheriniformes; Atherinopsidae. The record is from the annotation of a GenBank genome assembly.